AAGUGAAUAACAAAUGAUUACGUGUGAGAAAUUUUGUCAAUUUGAAAUAAAUCAUUUGUUCGAAAUCGAAUCAACUGUUUCAAUAAACCAUCUAUGGGCCAUUAUAAUCUUCAUAUGUACACGUCGAUAUAUUAAAAAUAUAACACUAAUGGGUUCGAAGAAUAGCGUGUUGAAAAAUAAUAACACACCCUCCGGAAAAAAUGAAGGAAACACUAUUCAACACGUAUUCAAAAAAGGAUACCCCGUUAGUAGUCCAAAUAUUCCUGAAAAACCUUUCGUACCAAAUUGUAAGGUGAACGAAAAAAGCCACGAAAACGUUGGCAGUUUCAGCGAAAAAUCAUUCCACAUAAAAGAUAGUAACGUUUCGAAUAUUAACCUUAAAGAUUGUGGAAAUCUUGUUUCUGAAGUCGGAUUUGGAGGUGACAUAAUAAAUAUGAAAAAACCCACAAAAAAACAUGGCUCUAAAAGUCGUUCUCAAAUCAGUGCUACGAAUAAAGGAAAUGUUCAUAUUUCUAAACCAUCUAUAAAUAAUCCUCAAAAAGUUUUGGCAAACAACGGGGAUACUACAGGAAAUAAAUAUGGAACUGAAGAAGAAAAAGAACCGCCCAGUUGUAACACUGAUUCGUCGGACCUAGAAGCCGAUGAACUUGAUGACGAAUUAUAUUAUUUGAUAUUUGGUGAACAUUUCAACAGCUGCCAACAUCCAAAGACAGAAUGUCUUCCUCUUAGUCUUAGCGAAGAAAUAUUAAAUUACAUAGAUAAAAAUCAACGGUUCGUUAACGAUGAUGAAUGCGGGUUUGUUAAGAAAUGUUUUAUGGAAAACAAGUUCGGAAAGAGCAACAAUAGAAUGAUUAACCGGACCGACGUUUUAGACAAAGCCUGUUCGACGAAUCCGGCUUCGGAUAUUAUCCGUCCUAACAGUCUAAACGUGGCAUUCAUUAAAGGAAUGAUUUACAGAAGGGAACUGUAUGGUCCCCCUAUCGAACAGGUUGGUCAAGCGGGGCCGAGCCAGCCGCAAGUUCCAUUCGGUACUCAAGAAUACGUGAUAACGAAACGAUACAAUUACGGCAGAGACGAUCCCCAAACAUCAAUGCCAGGUAACAGAAAUUUUGGGUGCUCGUGUGCAGGGUCGUGUAAUAACGAUUUUGGAAUGCGACUACCACCAACUACAAAUCAAUUGUCUCUAUUUGACCAAUCUCCAAUGGAAGAUCACAGCAGUAAAAAUGCUGUAAAACUAGAGGAUGUCACCGAAAAGAAAAUUUUUAAACUCAACCAGUCCAACAAAACUUCUAAUAAAAAGGUAUCUGGUAAAAAGAGGAGCUUAGUGAAAAAGGUCAUUUCCAAAAAGGGCAUCGGGAAAAAGACUACUACCGCACUAAAACCAAAGCCACUCGCUUCACAAAAAGGAACCGAGAGAAACAUUAAAAGAAAACAGUUUACAAAGAAUGCCACCUCGGCAAAAAAACCGACAAAGAAAACUAAGAAUUAUAGUCGAGCUAAAAACGUGGUUUCUGACAAAAGUGUCGACGAUGAGCUUCCAUCCACUAGCAACAAUUUGUGCGGAUGCAAAUGUGAAUGGCCUUGGGGUAACGAUUUUGGACAGUGCCCUCCAUGCCCUCCAAAUCAUUUAUCUUUAUUUAAGCAACGAUUUAUGAAAGAGGAAAAUUGUAAAAACAUAAUAGCACGAGAGAAACAGAAUGAAGCUGACGAUGAAAAGAAGAAUUUUGACUCGGUCAAAGGUUAUAAGAAAAAGUCUAGUCGAACUAUGAUUGAGGAACCUAGCAGAAUUGACGACGAAGUGGUAAAUUUGGAACAGUUGGACAAAGUUAGUAAGAAAAAAGCCGAUAGAGAAAAGAAACCCGCUACAGCGAUGUCAGAGUCACGAGCUUCAAAGAAAAAAAAAUCUAGCAAAACUACAAGAAAACAAGGUGAAAUAGACGAGAAUGCGUUUAUAAAGUUUAAAAAGAAGUCUAGAAAAUCAAAGGAAUCGUCUCCAAGCAAGAUUGAGGAUGAUGAGCUUCGUUCCAUGUCUAAAUCAUCAUUAAAAACUAAAGUAAAACCUGUCAGCAUACCAAACAAUAAUGUUGUUGAUCUUAUUAACAAAAAUGAUUAUGGCAAAUCAGAAAAAGAGGGGAUAUCAAACAGAGUUGGUGCCACAAAAACUGAUGAUUUGAAGUACGAUAUAUUGUUUAGAGACGAUGGAAAUAUAAAAGUUAAAGUGGAAAAAUUUAUUUCUGGAAAGAGUAGGGUAUUCACCUACAAUUCAGGAAACGACUGCGAGGAAAAGUCAAAAGAAGAAAAAACCAACCAAACAUUGCCGCCUCAACAGAACACCAAAAUAUCCGAAAUUGCGGAUUCACAAAAACCAGCGAAAAAAUUAAAUCUUCAAGUUACAAUCCCUAAAAGUCUAUUCAAGCAAAAGAAUAUUACGAAAGUUAGGUCUAUUGACAAUAGCAUAAAGAAAUCCAGUUUGGGUCUAUCGAACAGUUCAGCCGUAUCCAACGAUUCUUCUUUACUUCAUCCGAAGGCUACAACGACGCUCAACAAACCUGCUUUUGUGCAUCCUAGCGCUCUGGCCGCUCACACAGAUAAAGAUGAUGCUGCGAAUAAACGGGAUCAAAGAAGGAAAGACACAAACAUAAGUUUCGAAGAACAUGUAAAACCACAUCAUGAUUCAGAAGUGCGUAAAUUGAGUCCCUCAAUGUUUUACGAAAGUCUUCACCCCAUUCUUGAAGAGUACCACUCAAGGGAUGUGGGUCCGCAUGAAGAUCCAAAUUACACAGCUGAGGUCCAUACAGAAAAAUGCGUUGUGGAAGGGAACAAAAUAGAAUGUUUAACAUCAAUUCCUCACGUUAGGGCCGUUUUUGAAAUACCAGGCACCCAUGCAAAAAAAACUGAAACAUACAUUGCCACGCCGAAAAUUGCUCCUUCGCAAAACGACAUCCAUGUUGACGUUGGGCUAGACAGAGUGGGUCCAAAAUUUUUGGAACAAAUGGGACAUAAAGGAGUUCCAUACGGCUCUAUAAAAUCCAACGAAAACGUAUUGGUUAAGGGAGAUUCACACAAUUUUGUCCCUAAGCCGGAUCAUAUGGAGGAUGAACACUACAAAAGGCCCCUUAAAGUUCUCCAAUAUAGGCCUUCACUACAUUCCGUUGAAUCGUCACAAAUGAAUACCGUGUUUACAGAGAAAAAGGACCAACUAAAUGAGCCGAAUAAAUUGAACUCAAAACUAUACGAUGCCAACAAAUUGUAUGAAAUUCAAGAAUGCCUUUCUAAAAUGAAAUUAGAAUUAAGAAACGAUUGUCCUUGCUUGGCAAGCAGCUAUGAAGUCACAAGGAAAAACAUAGAUAAAGAUUCAAAAAGAAAGAACGGAAGCAAGGAAUGGUAUACCGAGUCCGAUAGCGGCAGUGACAAGAAAAAAGGAGAUCUUCAUAAGCUGGCCACCGAAAUGUUGGAAAAUAAACAAAACCAAAGUAAAAAGAAUAUCUCCAUAAUUGAAAAUGAAGAAGGAAAAAAAUAUCUUGAAGAUCGAGAUCCGAACCUAAAGCAAAAAUAUUUUUCUGGUUCAAAACAACCCCAUGACGAUUCCUUGGACUCAGAAAAUAUCAAGCGGAAAAAAUAUGUUCAGUCGAUAAAUGAUAAAUCGAAACUUCGCGAGAGUAAUGUAGCUAACUCGAAAUCUUUAAAGAAACCUAGUCUUGAUCAAAAUAAACCGAAUGAUUACGUUACUUUCAAGAAUGCAAGUAAUGGUAUUAAAGAUGCCGACGGAAAAAAAAAAUUAAAAUUUCGGAAGAGACAACCAACUGGUAUAUUUUUUCAAGAGCUGAACCUUUUGAAAAGAUCGAUUCUUGAUGACGACUCUGUUUCCACAACAAACGAAGAGAACAGCAGAAGAUAUAAAAGGUCUGAACUCUCGGGUGUGAAUAAAAAUGGAUCAUAUGGGACGCGUAUAAAUAGAAAAAUCAGCAAAGGCCGUUCGACAAUGAAUCAUCCGAAGAGUACUGUAACAGAUAUAAAGUCAUUCGGUAAGAAAACGUCGGGUAAAAAGAAGCCAAGAAAAGAUGAACGCGUUGCUGAAAGUGAUUCCACAUCUGACGACGAUGAGCAUAUUCUGUCAUUUCGGAAGAGACAGCCGGCAGGUGUUUAUCAUCAAGGUAGGAACCUUCGAAAGGGAGCGACCUCUUAUAACGAUUCACGCAAGUAUAAAGCCAAAACAAUAAAAGAUAUAAAUGAAGGGUACUCCUCGACUAGCCGAUUAAAUACAAGAAAAAAGAAAGAAUAUUCCAAUACAACGUUUGAAAAAGAAAUACCUCGUUAUUCAAGUAGAGUGCAAAGGAAGACAGAAAGAAAGAAAUUUUCUAAAUUUCUCGAUAUGUCAAACGCUGAUACAUUAAACUCUUCGGAUUCAACAACUGGUAGUAGAAAGCUUGCCAAAGUUGGUCGAUUAAAAAAAGGCAAAACAGCUGAAAGCAAACUAAGAACUCCGUCUGCUCGUCCCAGAAAAAUGAGUCAGGAAAAGAAUAGGUCCAAUGGGGUUACCGUCGACAAAUUAUGGGCCGAUCAUAGAUUAGAGAAAUCGAUUCUUACUGAAAGAUUCAACCAAACCAAAAGAAUAUUAAACUCGAAAUGCCCUUCUCCGGACAUGGCGAUGAAGUGCUGCUGUAGCCCAGUGUGCCCGCCGAAGGUUUUGAUAUGCCAGUACCGCUGUCCUUCGUCAUACAGGCCGCCCUAAUGAAAUCGUCACCGGCUACCAAUUUAAACAAUGCACAUAUUUGCUGGGAAAUGCGAGAAGGUUAUGUGAAAGUGUUGAUCAGAUGGUAGGAUGGACGCAAAUUUGCUGAGAGUUUUCUUAACUAUACGCACACACUCACGCAUACACGUAUGUUGCUUACAUCGUCUAUUCAGAUAAACAAAUGUAAACGUGUGUACACAGCAAAAACCCGUACACGGCCAAGGACGGCCACUCCAACGACCCGUAUAAUUGCAAUGACGUAAGUGCGCUGCAGAAGAGGAAGUAAUCACAAUAAAAAAGUACGAUGUAAAGGAGCAAAAGGAGGUCUCAGAGACGGCCUGCAUUUGGCCCAGAAUUUCAAUGCCACAAAAAAAACCGUGUGGCUAUAAAGUAACGUUUUAUUCUUGAUCCUAUCUUUACCAAAUCAACGGACGAUCCAGUGGAAACAAGCUGAGAAUAGAAAAUUUGCAUACAUUUAGCCGCUUUGCAUUAGUCCUCACUCGAGUUGCCGAAUUAAGUUUUAUCGUCCUUUCCAUUGGCUCUGUACGAGAAGAAACUAAACAAGUACAGAAAACAAACAUUAAUUAUUAGUUCCGAUAAAUCAUUCCUGACCCAAAACCAAUUAUCAGCACACUUGUAUAACGUAUUUGCGAGCAAAUAUUCUUUUUAUCGAGUGAACCAGAUGCCCUUGCUUAACAGCCUCCUCUAUAGGAAAUUUACCAUCUCGCGAGAAUAAGGAAAAAACUCAUCGAUGAAUGGGGCGACUGAAGAUUAUCAUUAUUACAUUACCAGUAAAUAAAUAAGUAAUU
Molecule: messenger RNA, 5541 nt
Organism: Cimex lectularius (bed bug)
Lineage: Eukaryota; Metazoa; Arthropoda; Insecta; Hemiptera; Cimicidae
Exons: 2
Coding region: 14-4732 (1572 amino acids)
Source: RefSeq, a predicted model, not a curated record